Messenger RNA from Monomorium pharaonis (pharaoh ant), 2682 nucleotides. RefSeq names its product cilia- and flagella-associated protein 91. The record is from RefSeq and is a predicted model, not a curated record. The transcript is spliced from 7 exons. NCBI's taxonomy places the organism in Eukaryota, Metazoa, Arthropoda, Insecta, Hymenoptera, Formicidae. Bases 510 to 2672 code for a protein of 720 amino acids.
ACAAUUGAAUACAAUGCAAAUUAUGGCGGAAAGAAACGUGAAACAUCGUAAGAUACAUAUGUCACAUAAGUUUAAUGGUUAGCCAAUAAUUAACAAUUUUUUGAUGAUGCAUUAGCGGACUGCACUUACACUACUGUAUGCAGCAGCAACCAUUAUUUAAGAUUUUAUGAUACUCGGAAAGCCAAUCUGUUUGUAAGUGUUUAUUAAUUAAUAAAGUAUACCUGAGACUUGUAUUAUAGAUGGUUUUCCUUAAGUUUAAUGACGUUUAUUCUUCUAGAGGCCAUGUAAAUAUCUUGAAGCUUUAAAUAAUAAAUUUCAAGAUUACAAGGAUGAUCUUUUAAAAGGAUACAAGUUUUGCCGUCAUGUCCUAAAUCUUGAGUAAGUCUUUACUCUUUUUUUUUUUUAUUCUAAGAAUAUCUUUUUAUACAUCAAAUCUCAUCUAAUUUAAGAUAUUUUUAUAAAGAUGUCGAUUUAGUUAAAAAACUUUAAAUUUUUGAAUUUAAAGAGGAAUGGCUGUACAAGGCAAAACAAUCAAAAUUAUAAGCGGAGAUACAGACAAGCAUUUUCGAAGAUCUAUGGUUCCUUUUACAGGACCGAAGAUACAAACGCCAGAUAUUUCAUAUUGUCUGGAACGCAAGGCUAAAUCCCUAAACUACGGAAUUAUGGCAAAUGCGCAGAGACGAUGUUACACCAUAUUUCCUAAGUCAGAGCCAUACAAAAAUGCAGAGACACAGACGGAUUACAGAGAGAGUGAAGCACAAACUGAACCUUGGGAACCACCAUGUAAAUUUGUUUCAGGUAUAAUAACAAUUAUAUUGCAGUUAUACUGCAAUAUAGAGGUACAUAAAGUAGCUCAAUCAAAAAAUCGAAAUCGUGAAAAAGAAAAAAACAAAGUUAGAAACAAGAAUUUUCAUUUAGGUCACAAUCCUGAAAUGUUGACAUUGGCUCAUUUAACUUGGGAGCACGGACUACCCGCGGGUAUUCAUGAGGUACAUAUUAUCAACAGAAUGCGGAUAAAGAGAGCUUGGGAAGCUAUUCUCCCGCCGAUGGAUACGCCGGAGAACAUAAAGAUCCGAAAUUCAAUAAUAAUGGCUUUAGAUAUAGAAGAAUGGGCGUUUCGGGAGUCGGAGAUUCAAUUUAUAAUGGAUUUACGUCUGGAUCUGAUGAGGAAUCUCCUGCAAAAUCGUGAAUCAGAAUAUGAGAAAAAAAUGCAAGGUCGUUUUAAUAGACUCGAGAAUAAACUAGGGAAAUAUCGGGACAAUCGAAUCAUGACUAUCAGACAUAAUCUUAAACGAGAUCUGCGAAAAUUGCAUAGAAGACACCGCGACGAGCAGCUACCUCGCAAACCUGACAUAAUUGAACGACAUAUCGAUCCCAAGUCCGACCUAUAUGCACCGCAAAUGUGUUUCGGCGAACAUCCCCAAAGGCGGCAUGAAGUCUUGGAGAAGCGAUUCCAAAACAAAAGUUAUAUUGAACAAGAAGAUACGACGCUCAGUUGGCUACCAACUAUCGAGAAACCGAAACCAACUAAACGUGGACCUAAACCGAUAGAUAUUUGUAUACGAGAAACCAGGUGGACAGAGGAGAAACUGCAGCAGCUUCAUUCCGAUUUGAAGGCCAUUCGAAUGAAAGUUAAAUCCGUAGAUGAGGGUCCAAGAUUAGUAAAACGUAAUCACGAACAGCCGGUCACACCUCGCAGAUCGGGCACAUGGGACAAUACACAGAAGCAACGAGAAGAGUCUGCUACAUUUAUUCAGAAGCUUGUUAAGGGCAGAGCAAUACAAUGUUUAAUGUAUAAAGGACGCGAUAAAUGCAGGGAGCUGAUCGAAAAAUUGCAAUCAACUGAAAUGCUCAAGCAGGAGGAUCACAUUGAAGAGAUGCAAAUAAUACAGCAACUACAGGACGAUAAAUCAACAGAGGAAGAUCGUUUGCGUGAGAUUCGCGAUUCCUUGGAAGGAAAGACAGUCUGUGGAACAUUAGAUUUUCUAAGCAAGGAGUUGGUGAGAUUAGAAGACGAACGUAGAGUUCACGCUUUUGUACUACUUGCCGAAAGAGAAAGAUGUAUGAGAGAAGCCGCCGAAGCUGGCAGGCGCCAAGUGGAACGUAAUCGACGACGAGAAUUUGACGAAAUGUUCAAACAAAUUGUGAAAGUAAAUCAAGACUCGGUAGAAGCUUACUUGGAAGAUAUUGUGAGGGAACAAAUUGAUUGGAUAUCUGAUAAAGUGGCUAAAGAACGUAUCUUAGAAGUUUGCAAUACAAUGGAUGCUAUAUCGAAACAUGCCGCAGAAAACGCUGACAAAUUGUCAGAUGAGGAAUUGGUAGCGGAUAUGAUCUACAAUUUUGUUUUACCCGAAGUGGAAGAGCAUAACAUAAGAAAAAAAAUUCGCGAUCAACAACAAAAUUAUAUGCAGAAUGCAUUUUUAGCAAUUUAUGAGAAAAUUUUAGAUCUACCAUCUGAAUCAUCGAUUGAAUCCUCACAAGUUACAAAUAUUUACGAAAAAAAUGACGAUAUCCAAAUGAUUUAUAUGACUAAAGAUACGAAACAAGAUAUCGAGGCAGAAGAAAUAGAACUUUCAAUCUAUAAAACAGAUAUUAAAAAUGAAAAGCGAGCUAAUUCGAAAAAUGAUUCGGAAAUAAAUUCACAAAGCGAUUCCUUAAUGGAAACUCGAUAAUGUGUGUCAG